This is a messenger RNA of Colletotrichum lupini, 5838 nucleotides long. RefSeq lists its product as uncharacterized. The coding region runs from base 1 to 5838 and encodes 1945 amino acids. The transcript has 13 exons. The record is from RefSeq and is a predicted model, not a curated record. NCBI's taxonomy places the organism in Eukaryota, Fungi, Ascomycota, Sordariomycetes, Glomerellales, Glomerellaceae.
AUGCAGGUCGUCGAGUGGCUUCCUGACAGCGCGCCGGAACACAAUCGCUCUCUCUACGAAUCCGCAGUGACGCACACAGCAACAGACAGUAGAACUGCAGAUGAAGACUGUGGCAGUGGCAGUGCUCACUGCCUAGCGCCUCGCACAUCCCUGGUGCCCCCGUUAUGUUUGCUGUGCGGGCCUAACGACCACAAGAAACUAUUGGAUCCCCCUGCCAAAGACGUUGGCCUUGGGCAGGGGUUGCUCGGACGGGGUAGUAUUUUUGAUAUACGUCUGGCUGCCUCUUUUGCUAUGAAGAGCAUCAGCCUCAAUUCAUGUCAAUCGCUUUCUCAGUGCGAGCUGUGGACUCGAACAUCAACCCCAUUCUCAUCUUCCUUUCUCCAAAGACUUUCUUUCCUUCUUGAACAAUUCUCUCCACUUGGGUCUCUUUCCGACUCCAUUUCCCCGCGAUACACGCACCUAGCUCGUGGGAGCCCGAGCCCCCGUAGCGGCCGUGAGCAAUUCGACACUUGUCCCGGAGCCAGCGCCGAGUUCGCCAAGUCCACAACCAUGGCCCAAGGUCUCGGUCUCUACCGGGUCCCAGACCUCGAUGUCGAUGUCGAAGUUGCUCUCAGGAUGAGCGCCGAUAAGUUCAAGGAACAGUUGAAUGAUAUUCAUGUCGACAAGUUCGGAAAGACUACUCUUGACGAUGUUUACCGAAGUCUCAGGGACAUUCAGUUCCAGCAACAGGAGCAGAAGACCUUGAUGAACCUCAACAGGAUUGAGUUGUUUCUCAGUGGCAUGCACUCAUUUCAAGAAGUCCUGGACGAUAGGGGCAUGGAAGAUGUUGACGGUAUCAUGGCUUUCGUUUGGGGCCCUAUGAGGUUUCUGCUUGAGACAACCAACGUCAACGAGAGAGCGUUUGAUCACGUACUCGAAGUUUACCAACGACUUGGGAUCCAGAUCCUUCCUCUUUCAGAGUACAAACAAUUCUUUGCAGGAUCCGUCAACGGCAGAGCCUGCCUUCUUAACAUUUACAACGACAUCGCCGAAUUUCACACAACCGCAUACAGGUUGUUCUCUCUCCGCAGCUCAUUAUGGGGUAAAUUACAUAAAGCGACAUGGAAAGAUUUGGAGUCGACAUUCAAAUACUUAGCCGCUAGCCUUCGGCUACACGCAGAAUUCAUCCAAACCCACGGGGCUCCUCUCCAAGACCGACAUGCCUUCCGUAGCGUAGACUCCGGCUUCGCGGCACCCCAAAACAGCAUCUUGUUCGAUAAUGACGAUUUCCGCCGCAAAUCCCACCAAUACAUGUUGGAUUACGCAUCACUGCGACAAAAUUUCAGAAAGGACGAAGCCCACAGGAAGCAGAAGCAGAAGCAGAAGGUUCUGAAAUGGAUCGCCGCUCCCAUGAAGACACAGGAAUUGCACAAGAGCUUCGUCAAGAAGAGAGAACCGUAUCCAGAAACCGGACGCUGGCUUUACACCAGGUACGACGCAGUAUCAAAUUGGAUGCGUGAGGACAUACCUCAGGACUCCGCUCUUUGGGUCUACGGCAAGAAAGGCAUGGGCAAGUCAAUUUUGUCGUCACUGGUGGUCAACCGGUUGCAGGAACUCGUCAGGACCCAAGACAUCCCGAAAGUACAAACGUGUUACUUCUACUGCCAGGACGCAGACCCGGAACUGAACACGUACUUUGGCAUACUCAGGGGCAUCGUCCAUCAACUCGUCUCCGCAGUUGACGUAUCGAACCUUGAUGAGUCAAACGAAGAUGAGUAUGACAUUUCGGCGUGUUGUAACAAGUACAAUGGGUUCAUUCUUCCUCUUUGCGACGACAAAAUCACGAACAGUGGUGGCUCGACUCUAUCAACAUCGGAGGGAUGCCUUUCACUCAUCGAGGCAUUUUUUGAGAUUAACCCUCGAUUAUACAUUGUUGUGGACGGACUGGAUGAGUGCGCAGGCCGCGUGGAAAUCCAGCAGAUAGUGUCCUUCUUGGUGGCUCAAGUUUCGCGUCUAGACGAGAUUAGUCAAGGACAGUUGCGGGUGCUGUUCAUGAGUCAACCGAAUCCCGAGGUCAAAGCAGCCAUGUCAAAGCCUACCGUCAGUCCGAUUAUCGGCGAAGUCGAACUACAGGCCACCGAUAACACACAAGAUAUACGGACAUAUGUGAAGAGCCGGCUGGAUCCAGCGGAGUUGGUCAAGUCAAGAAGGCAGGUGAGGGGGAGGAUCAACCCUACCGAAGCUUCAUUACUAGAAGCUUCUGGGAACAACUUCAACCUCCUAGAGCAAGAUAUACAACGCAUCGAAGAAGAGGUUUCGUUACAGAGCGAAGGCCUUUUCCUCUACGCAGUCCUCGCUGUGGACUACCUCUUGAACCAAUGGAGUAAAGGUGAACUUCUCCGAAAGGUUUCAUCGCGCAUGCUUCCUGACGGCAUUACAAAGAUGUACGACAUGGUGUUAGAGAGCCUCAAGGAGAAGAUGCUGGAUUUGUCUUCAACUCAUUGGGACAAGACUAAGCUUCUCCUCGGCUGGCUUGCCUGCGCCCAUCGCCCGCUCAAGUGGCACGAGAUACAAGCCAUCAUCGCUUAUGACCUUGAGAUGGAUGAAAUAGACUUUGACCUUCGCAUGAUUCGAAGAGAAAACAUCAAUAACUUUCUAGGGUCGCUGGUCGAAGUCUUGCCGGGCGAUGAGAUUCGUCUCAUGCACUCAACGGCUAAGGACCAUCUCGUUUCUAGCAGACUUAUCCACGCGAAAUCAGUUCAGUGCGAUCUCGCCAUUCUCUGUCUGCGCUACCUCUCUCUUCGCUGCUUUGCAGCCGAAGACUACAGCGUAGUCGAGUUGCACAGUCAUAUACGUAAAGGCUACUUUUCAUUCCAAGACUAUGCCAUCCCUCAAUGGAACAAACACAUCAAGACCGUCAUUAGAGAAUGCCAUGAACUAUUCUCACCCACCUUCUACCACGAUGCAGCAGUAGAACCAGGACGCAACUUCGUCGGAGAAUUCGGGUCGGCUUUGGCCAGGUUCAUCUCUGCUUAUGAUACCGAUAUCAAGAGGGAGACGCACCCAGAGUUCCCUGAGGAUGACUUGUCAAAGUACAUCAGCUUGCCAUUCUACCCCGAUCUCGCUCGCUUAUGGAAUCAUAUCUUUACCCAUCAGAAAGCUUCCGCCGACGAACGCAACGAAGUCGGCAUUAGCCGCUUACAAGACGCCCUCACUUCGCACCGCGAGGUCCUGGCAAGUGAGUACCAGCCAGACACGGUCAUGUUUGGGAGCGACACCAUGGAGACCUACUACGGGCCCAACCUUUUCAAAUGCAAGAAAACACUGUGCAAGUUUUUCUAUGAGGGCUUCAAGACCGAGAAAGAUCGGGAUGCACACCACAAUCGCCACGAUAGACCGUACCCGUGCCCCAUCAAGACAUGCAACUCGGCGCCCGUUGGGUUCUCGUCCAAUAAGGACAAGGAGAGGCACGUCAGGACGUACCACCCAGAAGAGAUUGACGGACAGACGCCCUUCAUACAAAUGAGCAGGAGAGUCGAAACGGCCAAGUUUCCGUGCAAGAUGUGCGGGAAGUGUUUUACGCGGAAUAUCAACUUGAAGGGGCACAUGAGGAGUCACUUUGGCGAGAGGCCUUUUGCCUGCCCGAAUUGCGGAAAGGCAUUUGCUAGGCUGAAUGAUUACGACUAUGGCCUCAAUAUUUCGGCUUGGGCGUUGGGUGUUCACGAAACCUUGGAGAAGGCUAAGCCAGCCGCAGCAGUUCUUUCUGCACAGGAAUUGUAUCAUGUGCAAACGCAUGUAGUUGCCUUUGCCAACCACCAAGUUUUGCUAAAACUAAUGGCCUGCAUAUUCCGCCUCGUUGCCUUCAUGCAGGCCCAGCCAUGUGUGUGGCAGGCCGCCCAUGGACGCCUAGCUUCUUUUUCGCGCGUCCCCCCUUCCCGUAUCGUGCUGACACAGUAUUCGUUAUCCCAUUCACCUUUACAUAAGUCGUCACGGAUCGUUCAUGAGGGCAGCAUGUCAGCACCACUCCCGCAUAGGCCAGUACGCACUCGAGGCCGGUCCGAAACUGACCUGGGUGACCCACACUCGAGCUCAAAGAGAACUCGGGGGCGGAACACUAUCGACGCGUACUGCUCUAGCUGUCUGCUACUUUUCUCUAAAGAUGGCCUGGAGGCGCUCAACUCGACUGCUGGCCUGCGGCACUCGACGUUUGUGCGGUGCCGCUCUCAAGCCAUUCGUGGCUGCCCACUGUGUCACUUCAUCUUGGCAACGGUUAAAAGGGAUCAAGAGAACGACUGGCCUGACGAUGAAACCCUCAUCUUUCACAAUCGCUCUUCGAUGAAAGACACCAAAGUCUUACCCCCAUGGAUCGAUAUAUUGGACGGUAGUAUUUCCUCCAGGAAAGUCGUCACUACUAUAUAUCCAUACGCCAAGCAUGGAGAUCCCAUGGCCAAUUUUGUUUACCGGAGACCACUUCUUAGAGAUGUUAAAAGCCAAAAGGUUUUCUCAGCUGCGGUGAGACUUUACAAUGAGGUCAUUGACGUUGGUACUGUCGAGUCACCCACGCUGAAGUUAUUCAUCAACGAUGUCGAACAGGAAGGCACGUAUGUCGCCCUGAGUUACUGCUGGGGCGGCGAACAGCCCGGAAAUCUUCUAGCAACCACCUUAGAACGCAUGACUGAAGGGAUACGAAUGGAAGAGUUGGAGCAGACAGUUAGAGACGCGGUAGUGGCCACUCGAAAGCUAGGUUUCAGGUACCUUUGGGUUGAUGCAUACUGCAUUAUUCAGGAUUGUGCCCAAGACAAGGCGAAGGAGAUUGGCGACAUGGCUCUAAUCUACAAGAACGCGGCUGUCAUGAUCGCGGCGGGGACUGCGGCCCGAGCCCGAGAUGGGUUUCUUGCCACUCGCAGAACAUACAUACCCGAAGAAGAGUUUCGUAUUCCCAUGUCUAGCGGCGGACUAGGAACUGUCUAUCUUCGAACUGGUACACAUAUGCCUAGGCAUGCUAUUGACACGUGUGGGUGGGUUCUUCAAGAGUUUAUGCUAUCGUCUAGGAUACUCUUCUUCUCGGAAUAUGAGCUCUUAUGGCAGUGUCAAGAGACUGAGUUACGGGGAGUCACGGGCGAAGGCUUAGAGUACUUGCAACCGCUGGAAAGUCUGCCCUGGUUGGCGUUUAAUGAUGAGGCUGGAUCGAAUUUUGGGGGCCAAGAGGAGGAGAAGAGGUACAUCUGGAUGACAGUAGUCGAACAGUACUCGCGUCGAUUGUUGAGUGACCCUGGCGAUAGGCUGGAUGCCUUGAAGGGUAUCACUCUAGAGCUUCAGAGCCUGUGGCGGGACACCAAUACCUUUGGGUUGUGGAGAAAAUGGUUUAUCGAGCAGCUGACCUGGUCGAAGAAAGAUUGUGAGAAAGACGGCAAUACGGAAGUUGUGAGGUCAGCCCGGGCACCCAGCUGGUCGUGGGCUUCUCUGAACGGGCGGAUCCGUUACACUGGCUUAUUCACGACGGAGUAUGCCGAGGUCCGGGGCAUGACUCUCUUAGAGGAACGCAUCUCACCGCAUAACGUUAUCUUGUCGUGUCCCAUCAUCACACUUGACGAUAUGGACCAGUCAAGGCUUGAUGAAGACGAAGAGUGGAUAACAGAAUACCCUGAUUUAGCCGACAUCUCGCUUGAGAUCGGUGAUAGAGAAACCGAAUAUCUUAUCCUAGGGAAAACGAUGUUGGGAGACCUUGAGCUGCUCAUCGCGCUCAUGGUGGUUGAAGAUGACGCAUGCGGCGGAGUAUACCGUCGAGUUGGGCUGGCAACAUUCACUGAUGAGGCAAUCUUAAAAAGUGCAAAGGACAAGGUCGUAACGCUGAAGUAG